GGGGGGAAAGCAAGCAGGAGGACAGGUGAGACAGCAGGACAGGACCGGAGCAGGGCCCCAAGCCCCCGGGCCUGGCGGGGGACGCGCUUCUCCCCACACCCGGAGCCUCAGCAGCUCCAGCCAGCGGACCCAAAGGCAGAGAGGAGAAGAUGGGGAGCCCCGAGGACGACCUGAUCGGGAUUCCAUUCCCAGACCACAGCAGUGAGCUCCUGAGCUGCCUCAAUGAGCAGCGCCAGCUGGGCCACCUAUGUGACCUCACCAUCCGGACACAGGGCCUUGAAUACCGCACCCACCGGGCUGUGCUGGCUGCCUGCAGCCACUACUUCAAGAAGCUCUUCACGGAGGGCGGUGGCGGGGCGGUCCUGAGCGCUGGGGGCGGCGGGGUGGCUGCCGGGGGAGCAGGGGCCGGCGUGUGUGAGCUGGACUUUGUGGGGCCGGAGGCACUGGGUGCCCUGCUCGAGUUUGCCUAUACAGCCACACUGACCACCAGCAGCGCCAACAUGCCGGCAGUGCUCCAGGCUGCGCGGCUGCUGGAGAUCCCGUGUGUCAUCGCUGCCUGCAUGGAGAUUCUGCAGGGGAGCGGACUAGAAGCUCCCAGCCCUGACGAGGACGACUGUGAGCGAGCUCGCCAGUACCUGGAGGCCUUCGCCACAGCCACAGCUUCAGCCUCGGGAGUUCCCAACGGUGAAGACAGCCCUCCACAGGUGCCCCUCCCACCGCCGCUGCCGCCGCCCCCUCGGCCUGUCGCCCGCCGCAGCCGCAAGCCACGAAAAGCUUUCCUGCAGACCAAGGGGGCCCGGGCAAACCACCUAGUGCCUGAAGUGCCCACAGUGCCCACCCAUCCCUUGACCUACGAGGAGGAGGAGGAGGCGGCAGGCAGAGUGGGCAGCAGCGGGGGCAGUAGGCUGGGGGACAGCUACAGCCCUCCCACAGGGACUGCCUCACCCCGUGAGGGGCCCCUGAGCUAUGAGGCCUAUGAGGGUGAGGAAGAAGAGGAGGAGCUGGCAUAUCCCCCGGCCUAUGGGCUGGCGCAGGGUGGCGGGCCCCCGCUGUCCCCAGAGGAGCUGGGCUCAGAUGAGGAUGCCAUCGAUCCUGACCUGAUGGCCUACCUGAGUUCCCUACACCAGGACACCCUGGCACCAGGCCUAGAUGGCCAGGACAAGCUAGUGCGCAAACGCCGCUCCCAGAUGCCCCAGGAGUGCCCGGUCUGCCACAAGAUUAUCCACGGGGCUGGCAAACUGCCACGCCACAUGAGGACCCAUACUGGUGAGAAGCCCUUCGCCUGUGAAGUCUGCGGUGUCCGUUUCACCCGGAAUGACAAGCUGAAGAUCCACAUGAGGAAGCACACAGGAGAGCGCCCCUACUCAUGCUCGCACUGCCCAGCCCGCUUCCUGCACAGCUAUGACCUCAAGAACCACAUGCACCUGCACACAGGGGACCGGCCCUAUGAGUGCCACCUGUGCCACAAGGCUUUCGCCAAGGAGGACCACUUGCAGCGCCACCUCAAAGGCCAGAACUGCCUGGAGGUGCGCACCCGGCGGCGCCGCAAGGACGAUGCGCCCCCUCACUACCCCCCGCCCUCUGCCGCCACCCCGACCCCUGCUGGCCUCGACCUCUCCAAUGGCCACUUGGACAACUUCCGACUCUCUCUGGCUCGAUUCUGGGAGGAGCCAGCCCCUACUGGGCCCCCAGUCUCCACCCCGGGGCCCCCUGAUGACGAUGAGGAGGAGGGGGCACCCACCACACCUCAGGCUGAAGGUGCCAUGGAGUCCUCUUAAAGAGGGACGAGUGGCCGAGCUGGAGCAGCACGGGGCCGGGACGCCCAUGCUGAGCAGCGGGAGUGUGCAGCAGAGACGGCGCUGGGGUCCGGGCACUGAGCCUCCCUGGCAUCGGAAAUUGGGCCCUUCCCUCAGAGCUCUCAUUCCAGUUCCAAGCUGAGAAGGUUUUGGGGCAGAGGCUCCCCAGAUUGGGGUGCUCUCCCAAGGAGUGAUACAUACGAUAUUAUGUAUAUAUUUACAGCUCCAUUGUAAAGGUGGGGUCCCUGUCCCCAGCUGCUCCUGGGGAGUAGAAGCAAUAAUGUAUUUCUGAUUUGUGGGGUCCCUCUUCGGCUAUGCGGGUUUCUAGGGGGUGGGGGGCUUGGGACCAAAGCCUUGCCCUGCCCCCAUGCCCCUUGGGGUUUUGGCUGUGUAAGGGGGUGAAGGACUGCCCCUCCCUUUCGAGACCCCUCCUUCCUGGUUUCUGUUCCCUUUUCCUGGCAGUGAAUUAUGCAAAGGGGGGCGGCAAAGGAAGGGUAAGUGGGGGAAAGCAAGGUAGAAGCUUGAAAGACUGGGGGACUGGGCCUGUAAGGAAGGAGCCAUCCUAGUCCCCCUCCGCCCUGCUCCCAGCGCUGAGUCAUGGGGUCCUGGAGAAGGGGGCGGGGUGGCCUGAUUGGUUCGCCCGCCCCUGGGGGCAGCGGGAGGGGCCCCGCCCAACUACGGGAGCUGCUGCUGGUUCUCCUCCCCUCCCCUCCCCUCCCGAGUCGCUGGGCAGGGAAUGUCUUGUUCCCGCCGCUCCCUCCCCGGGGCCAGAGGGCAGGGCGGGCCGGGCGGUGGCCUACCCUCUUCUCCUCCUCCCCGCCCAGGUGCAAGCCGGAGCCGCCGACACUGCUGCCGCCCCUGACUCACGCCGCCCCCGGGCUGGCGCGGUGCAGGGUGUGGGACAGGGUGAGGGGUUGGGGGCAGCCUUGCGGAGAACGGGCGAGCCGGCGCCAUCUGGCGGCCGUGCCCUGCGCGGGCGAGCGCCCCUGGCGGCCACUUCCAGCGAGCCGUCUUCUCUCAACCUCCACCACCCCAGCUGGUGAGCGGCGCCCGCUUGCCAAGGCCGGGGCAAAUAGCUUCUUGCUUGGCCGCAAGGAAGGUGGGCUGCGGACCUGUGGGAAAGGGAUCCUUUCCCCAGACCCUUGCCAGCCGGGCUUCCUUUUGGGUCGGGGAGAGUAAUCCCCUCACUCUACCCUUAGGAUUGAAUCCACCCCCGGUCUGUACAUAGCCUUUUCUGUUGGUCUUGUUGAAAUCUAGUUUCAGAUUUUUAACUACCCAAUUCUGCUGGGGGUGGGGGUAUCUCCUCCCCACCUUCCUCGCUGGGUGCUGGACCCCAUUCUGCCUGGGCUCUGCCUUGCACUAUUUCCCCUCCCUGGCCUGGCGGCUCUUCCCCUUCCUUAAACGGGGCAGGUUCAGGGGCCCGGUGCUCUCCCUCCCCCCCCAUGCACCCCCAUGCCCAUUUGCACAGCUGCCCAGGUACCCCCAAUAGUGGGGGGGGGUCACAGGGAGGGGGUAGCGGGACCAGUCCUUGUAUCUAUUUAAAAAGUGAUGAUGUAAUAUAUUGGGGUAGGGGGAGGUCGGGUUGCCCUGGGCCUCAUCUUAGCAUUUCAGGUGAUGGGAGAGCCCAGGGCUGAGGAGACCUGGGGCCUAGCCCCAGGGAGUGAGGACAAUGUGGCCUCCCCCCUCCCCCCUUGCGGCUUCUCCACUCAGUGCCUUACGGGGUGGGGGGGAGGCAAUCCCCCCCUCUCCUGUUCCCCUCCCCUUGCCCUGCCCCCCACCUCGGGUGUAAGUGACAGGAAGAAAUAAUAAUUUAAGAUUCACA
Molecule: messenger RNA, 3618 nt
Organism: Lagenorhynchus albirostris (white-beaked dolphin)
Lineage: Eukaryota; Metazoa; Chordata; Mammalia; Artiodactyla; Delphinidae
Gene: ZBTB7B
Product: zinc finger and BTB domain containing 7B
Exons: 4
Coding region: 150-1778 (542 amino acids)
Biological process (GO): positive regulation of gene expression; regulation of transcription by RNA polymerase II
Molecular function (GO): RNA polymerase II cis-regulatory region sequence-specific DNA binding; DNA-binding transcription factor activity, RNA polymerase II-specific; protein binding
Source: RefSeq, a predicted model, not a curated record